This is a messenger RNA of Hibiscus syriacus, 1448 nucleotides long. Its product is annotated as protein LNK3-like. The record is from RefSeq and is a predicted model, not a curated record. The transcript has 6 exons. NCBI's taxonomy places the organism in Eukaryota, Viridiplantae, Streptophyta, Magnoliopsida, Malvales, Malvaceae. Gene Ontology annotation, biological process: regulation of DNA-templated transcription; circadian rhythm. Bases 325 to 1179 code for a protein of 284 amino acids.
CUACGUUUCUCUUUCAUUAACAGCCUGUGUUUUUUUUGCUGAGAAAACAAAUACCACGGCCGCCUUUGGUUUUACCGGCGAAGUUUGAUGCUUUUUAGAGCAUACAGCUUCUAAAUCCAUCUACAACCCAUUCAAGUUUUCAAUCAUUUCCUUGAUUCCAUCUGUUUUUGUCAAUCAAGAACUGGGUUGUCUCUAGUUUCUCAGCUAAUUCACAACUUUAUUUCCAGCCAUUUCUAUACGUUUUCUCCUUCUAGCUUGAUUUUAGUGCUGAAUCAAGGACUGGGUUCUCUUCAUUUCUCAGCUAAUUCACUACAAGUGGAUCGCAUGGAUUGGUAUCACUGUAAUGGAAUGGAGGAUCUUGUUGUCCCCACACAUCAAGAAGUAGACGAUAAUCUCCCUUCACCCGGGAGCUGGUCAAAAUGGGAUUUUAACUCUCCUGGAAAUUUUAACGAUGAAUGCUUUGCUGUGGCCGAGAAUCUAACUUGUGUUAAAUCGAAAUCCAAUGGCAGAUUAUGCCACGGCUCUGAAUUCGAAUCCACAGCCGAUGUUAACGAUCCAUCCACAUGUUGGAGUAUAUAUGGUGGACUGUCAUCGAAUCAGGGUCGAGUUUCGCAGCAUCAAACCUAUCACCAGCUCGACGAUUUCGGCAGAUUCGAGCAGCUCGAUGACAUAUUCUUGGCUUCCUUACUGGAGGAUCCGACCUGGGGCGAAGAUCUUCACAAGUCGUUUUGCUUCUCUCCUGGAUUCAAGUGCGAGACGAUGGCAGCCGACUAUCUUCUGCCAGAUGCAUCUCCUGCCAAAAUAUUGGUCCCUCCUGAACAGAUAACUGCAAAUGGAUUUGUAUCAGAAGGAAUGUCGCUUGAAGAAUCGGUUUUGAAGGAGCUUGAAAUGGUGACGACACAGUUGUCUGAUAAGACUCGAAUUUGCUUCCGAGAUGCCUUCUAUCGUCUUGCCAAGAACUCGAAACAGAAUCCUGUAGCACUAGACCAACAAGGAAGCCUCCAUGCUCAAACUCAUCCUCUGAAAUGGACAAUAUCGGAGGAGAAAAUAAGGUCUGGGAAAAACGAAAAGACUGAAUCGGAGACCAAUACCAUUGAUCGAACCAUCGCGAGCCUCACCUUUGACAAGAUGGAUAUCAACAUUCGGGACUUUCCGGUUUGCCAACCCCAACAAUUCUAAAGCAAAAACGUCACCAGUGAGUCCAAGUCGCUAAGUUCCUCACGGUUCACAUGCUGGCACCCAAUGAUGCGGAAGUUGAAUUCCUUUAGGGAAUUAUUUUAUGUUUUUUGAAGUUAAAUUCUUUUAGGUGUGUUUGAAGUUUUGAAUGUAAAUUAUGGUUUUGGUCAGUUCGGUUUUGAUGAGCAUUUUUAGAGAUUACUUCAAAAUUCCUAGUGGUAAGUUCAUCUGGAAUGGUGUUCUUUUUUAUGCAAAAGUAGUUUGCCUUGCUA